This is a messenger RNA of Bursaphelenchus xylophilus (pine wood nematode), 1960 nucleotides long. The record is from the annotation of a GenBank genome assembly. NCBI's taxonomy places the organism in Eukaryota, Metazoa, Nematoda, Chromadorea, Rhabditida, Aphelenchoididae.
AUGCGUUCGAUAUUACGGCUAGCGGCGGUUCGCCGAUUUGCGACCCACGUGGAUCUAAAACAGGUAAGUUUUUUCCCGCGAUUUAUUUGUUUCUACGUUUAGGUCGGCAACAUGGAGCUUUCUACAAUCUUUUUGAGACUUUUUAUCCCGAAAUACUGCAAAUAUCGCUUAACAAGCGGUUUUGCGAAGUCCUUUUUUGUAAAAUUUAUAUUGUUUUAGGUGCCUCCGAAAAAAUUCAAAGCAACGGGGCUUGGAAUAAAGUUUUAUCUGGACGAAUGGCCGGAAAAUUGUCGUCGAAGUGCCAAUGAUCUUGCCGAAGUGUUCGAAGUUUUAAAUCCGCCCAGUUUGAAAGCCUUUUUGAUCGCUUUGUCCAAGGCGCCAUCUCCAGCCCGAAUCCAUUCAAUUUUGACGAAUGUUCUGCAACAGCAGCUCCUGACCGACCACAAUUCUGUGCUGUUUGCAAAGGUCCUUGCCGCUGCGUUUAUUCAAGCCCCUAUUUCUCCGGAAGAUUGUGAAAUUUAUCGGCUUUUUCAAGGAUUAUUGCCAAAACAAGGCCCAUUUUCUGCUGGAACAAAGUGUAUCUUCGAUGUUACGACGGGUAACUGGCCAAUACAGCUUGUUGAUUACGGGGUUUUGUCCUCGACAUGCUUUGAAGUGUUAGCAGUCGAAGCAAUUCGACGAAAUGACAUGAAUGAAUUUAGAAAGGCAAGUACAAUAUAAUUUUUUUUUUUAUUUUCCGUUUUUAGAUACUGAAACAUUUCGUUGAACACGGCUACAAUCUUCACAGAAAUGCGACUCUUUUUGAGCAAUAUAUUCAGCGAGUUCAAGCCUCCGGGAAAGAUUGGCUUACACCUUUUCUAGAACAAUUUGGUAAAUCUCCGAUUUUUGUGGAAGACUUCGAACACAUCUCGAAGGCAACUGUGUAAGUCUUUUUCAUGGGUUUAUUGUGAUUUUAGGGCGGCAAAGGGCGAGUUAACGGACUCUGCCGUCGAAUCGAACAGCUGUAAAAAUUGUGGAACAAAAAUUGGAGCUGUAAACCUAGAAGAGAGUAAUUUCGAUACCCUCAAGGAAGUUUUGAUUGCCCAUAUGGAGAAGUCGGUAAAACGGAAAAUUAGCGGCUGUGUUCGUGAUUAUAUGAAUGUUCAAGGACUUAUCCGAGCUAUCAAACGGGAUCACAAUGAUAAAAUGUGAGGGUUUUGCUAUCUUUUUUAUUUUUAGGCAUAAAUCUAAUACCUUAUAAAAUACCACGAUCCUUGUGAUUAUUAAUUUUCAGGCCCACAAAAGAAUGUCUUGUGGUUGAUACGCUCAACGUUCUGAGCGGGGGAUACUCCGCAAAUAGCAAAGGGACCUUGGAUUUCCUGUUAAAGUUGAAAGAUCAAUAUGAGGAAGUGGUGCUGAUCAUAAGAAAAAACGUUUUGGCUGAGCAUCAGCCCAGGUUGAGAGGCCAUGGACUCAGAAUCGUCGAGGUGGAGAGACAGUAAGUCUUUUUGAUAUUAGUUUUUGUUGUUUUAGAUAUCGUAUGAAGAUAAGAACAAAAAAUGAGAAAAUUAUGGUUGAUCCCUGGUUGUCGCCUCAUUUCAAAUUUUCUAUGGCUCUAGCCGGAGCUCUAAUCUAUUAUUUUUGCCCUCCUCACGGUUUUUUUCGUUUCAGUUCCGACGAUGACACCUUUGCAAUCAUGACGGCGUUGAUGAUCAAUAACAAAUGUUUUGUCAUGUCCAACGACCGUUUUGGCCUCACCAAGAAGCUGAUCAGUGACUUGGGGAAUCAGGAAGCGAUCAAACAGCUGGACGACUUUGUUUUGACGAGAGUUAUGGGAGUGGAUAGAGUGUCGCUGAGAUCAGCUCCACCUCUUCGAAUACCUCUAAAUCUUCGGUUAAGCGAGGAUAAGAAGUUUGCUCACUUUGUUUUAAUCCCCAAUGAGGUUAUCAAUCAGCAGAGGUUGUACUGCGUGAAGAUUUAG